Messenger RNA from Melopsittacus undulatus (budgerigar), 3164 nucleotides. It is a transcript of the gene IGFBP2, whose product is annotated as insulin like growth factor binding protein 2. Gene Ontology annotation, biological process: regulation of insulin-like growth factor receptor signaling pathway. The transcript is spliced from 4 exons. The record is from RefSeq and is a predicted model, not a curated record. Gene Ontology annotation, molecular function: insulin-like growth factor II binding; insulin-like growth factor I binding. NCBI's taxonomy places the organism in Eukaryota, Metazoa, Chordata, Aves, Psittaciformes, Psittaculidae. Gene Ontology annotation, cellular component: extracellular region. Bases 1 to 936 code for a protein of 311 amino acids.
AUGGCGCUCGGCGGGGUCGGUCGCGGCGGCGCGGCGCGGGCCGCCUGGCCGCGGCUGCUGGUAACGGCGGCGGCGGCCGCGCUGGCGCUGGCGGGGCCGGCGCUGCCCGAGGUGCUGUUCCGCUGCCCGCCCUGCACGGCGGAGCGCCUGGCCGCCUGCCCCCCGGCCGCCCGCCCGCCCUGCCCCGAGCUGGUGCGGGAGCCGGGCUGCGGCUGCUGCCCGGUGUGCGCCCGCCUGGAGGCCGAGGCGUGCGGCGUCUACACUCCGCGCUGCGCCGCCGGCUUGCGCUGCUACCCCGACCCCGGCGCCGAGCUGCCCCUGCAAGCCCUCGUGCAGGGGCAGGGCACCUGCGCCCGCCGCCGCGACACUGCCGAGUAUGGCGCCAGCGCCGAGCGCCCCGCAGAUAAUGGUGAUGACCGGUCUGAGAGCAUCCUUGCUGAGAACCAUGUGGAUGGCACCACAGGGAUCCUGAGUGGAACUGGUGGGAGGAAGCCUAUGAAGACGGGCAUGAAGGAGCUGGCAGUUAUGAGGGAGAAGGUGAACGAGCAGCAGCGGCAGAUGGGCAAAGUUGGCAAGCCUCAUCACAACCACGAGGACUCCAAGAAGUCACGGCUGUCUACGGGCAGGACCCGUUGUCAGCAGGAGCUGGAUCAGGUCCUUGAACGCAUCUCCACUAUGCGGCUGCCGGAUGAGCGAGGUCCCCUGGAGCACCUCUACUCUCUCCACAUCCCUAACUGUGACAAGCAUGGCUUGUACAAUCUCAAACAGUGCAAGAUGUCGGUGAAUGGGCAGCGUGGCGAGUGCUGGUGCGUGGACCCCAUCCAUGGGAAGGUGAUCCAGGGUGCACCCACCAUCCGCGGGGACCCUGAGUGCCACCUCUUCUACACAGCUCAUGAGCAGGAGGACCGGGGAGUGCAUGCCCUGCGAAGCCAGUAGACAGACGUGAUCCUGCUUGCUGGAGGCGGCUCGCUGUGGCCCCAGUGCUGGAUUUUACAUGGGUUUCAGCGCGUCUCUUUAGGCUCUGGAAGAGACUGGGGUUGGGUCCUGCGUGCUGCUCUCCUUCCCCUGCUGCCCGGCUCCUGGGGAGGGGAGAGAUAAUGGGAGGGGAAGGGCGGUGGGAGGUUGCAAGGAGAAGGGACUGCUUUCCUAUAGUCUUUCACCCAAUGUAAGCCAGAGAAUCGGUCUUUUUUGCUCCUCACCCUGUGGCCCUGCCAUCCCUGCUGCUUUGUGGCAUCUUCCUGCACCCUUCAGCACAGAAUGCUGCGUGCUCCCUGACACUUUCCAGGGGCCAAAACGCUUUGCCAUAGGUGGGAGUGGGACAAAGCAAAACAAAAAAAGUUAGAAAAACACCCUUCCCCUUCUUUCCCUCCCUUCCCCAAGACCAAAGACUGUAAAUACUGUGUGGCCUGCCUCUUGCAUCCUACUGGUCCCCUAUGCCCCAGCCUGGCCAUUGGUUGUGGCAUGGGAUGCAGUGUGGGAGGGAGGGAAGAAGGAAAGCCCCUGUCUUCCCAGCUGGAACAUGCUGGCACAGUCAAGAUGCAUCUCCCAACAAGGCAUCAGUGAGGGAAACGGCUAAAGAUGAGACAGCUCCCUCUGCUCCUAAAGUAUCCCUAGGUGGUUUCCUUCCUGGUGCUGGGGCACAGUCAGCCCCAGGUUUGGGAUGACAGGGCCUUUGGGUGAUGAUGAAGCUAAACACUUGGUUUUCCAGGGGAUCUUGAAGGGCUAUUGCUGAGUAUUUCUUAGAAUCAGCUUGUGCUGAGGGAGUUAAAGUGAACUUGCUGGGGCUGGCUGGAAGGAUGCCUGUGUAGAUUUAGGAUAACAAGCCAGGGAGUGUCUCUGUCUGUCUCUUUCUCUCUUAUUCAUUCUUUCUUUCUUUCUAGAUAGGAAAAACCCAUCUAAAACCUGCACUCCCAAGCAGCUGCCCUUGUCCCUCCAUUUUCGCUUGGGACUGGAGUGAGCAUCUGCUAUUCAGCACACACUUUAUCUUUUUCUUGUAAGUAAAUUACAGUAUGUAUCGUGCUUUGUAAAGGUCCUGACACACAUGCACCCCUCUGCCCACAUACACGUUUGAGUAGCUUAAAUCCAAGCGAUCCAAGCACUCAGAGAGGUUUUGCGCUGGACAUGCCACUCUGAGAAGAGAUGUCUCUGCUGUUAUUUCACCUGUUGAUUUCUUCCUGUACAGAACACACAGACACUGAGAAUAAAUAACUUCCCUGUCGCCUAAGUAAGGAGAUUUGUUUUCUACCUUUUGUUUUCCCCUCUUUCCUUUUUAAUAUGGAUACUAUUUGCAUAGCAGUUGCAAAAAUUCUCUCCUUACAGUAGAAAUCUCAGGCUUCCCCUAAAUAAAAUCAAGGCUGGGGGCAGGGUGGAGAAUAAAGCAUCUCCCAAGUUUUGGCAAAUGCUUCUGAGCAGCAAAGAGACUCCAGGUCCCAGGUCCAUCAUGGGGUUAGGUUCAAUUAGGGUGGAGGAAGGGGGUUCCCUGGUGACUGUGGGUGCUGGUGGGGAGCACCCUGUGCCUGCAUGAUGGGUGCCAGGCAGCAAAUCUAACUGACCAUGACCUUCAGGGAUGGGACCAUCCCCUAGUGACUGCCGAUAUGCCUUGGAAACACGCAACCAUGCUAAAGAAACAUCAUGUCAGGGUUCCCACUGCUGAUACUCCCUCAUCUGGGGACUUUGCUCUGGAGAAGGAAAAGCAAAAAGCCCAUAGGCUCUGGAGGAAGCAGAAUGCUGGGAUUUGUUGCUUCCUCCCUUUUGGCCCCAUAUUUCAGAUCCUAAGUUCAAAGGGCAUGGCAGUCUCUGCAAAUUAAGCCCCUCACAACUUUCCAGGGCUUUGGAUGUGGCAGUGGAGAGAUGGGGAAGGGGACCCCUUUGGAAAGUCAGGGAUGUCGGGGUGCACAUGAGAAUGUGUAUGAGAGGGAGCAAGAGAGAAAACAAACCACAUCUCCAUGCAAAGCCAAGUAACUGUAAAAAUGAUGCUACCUGUUUUCUGUUAACAGCUGAGGGUGUUCUGCUUGUUCAUGUAAACCUUGCACAUGCUGGCUCUCAUCUACAGUUUGUACUUUUUGUUUUGUUUAGGAACCAGGAAGUUUUCUUUUGUGUUUUUCUUUUUUUUUUUCUCUUUUGGAAAAGCUGAGCUGCAUAAAGUUGGAAUAAAUUAAAUGGGA